Molecule: messenger RNA, 923 nt
Organism: Entrophospora candida
Lineage: Eukaryota; Fungi; Glomeromycota; Glomeromycetes; Entrophosporales; Entrophosporaceae
Source: the annotation of a GenBank genome assembly
AUUUAAUUUACACGGUUCUUAUAGUUUCAUUGGUUAUCAUUAUCUGUAAUUUUAUUGGAUGUGCAUACAUUAUUUUACGUACAUACCUAAGAUGGAGGAAAUUUCGUUCAGCAAUUCCUAUGUCACUUAGAUUUCCAUAUUAUAUUGCUUUGACAGAUAUUCUCGUAUCAUUAGUUUCUUUAAUAAAUCACGGGUAUGGUGCAGCCUAUAGAGAGCCUCUAGAAUCUCCGGCUUGUGAAGUAAUUAGUUCAUUAUUAGUUUUUUCAACAGCUUUAACUAUACAUUUGGUUACUGCUAUAUCAGUCACUACCUGGUUGAGAGUGGUUAGAGAAGUGAAUAUUGAUUUUGGAAAGUAUGAUUAUAAAUUAUGGAUACCAGUAUUUUCAAUAGCUGUUAUUGAUAUGUCACUUUCAGUUCGUGGUGUGCACCUGAUGAAAGCUGAUCAUAGCAGUAGUAUUAGUAAUGGUAGCGAAGGUACAACAAUAAGCAAUAGUUUAUUAAAAGAUCAACUUGAAAGAAAGGUUUACAAAAAAGUUAUGACCUAUAUUUUAGUGUUUAUUUUACAAUAUACUUCUGCCUUGAUUGAUAAGAUAGCAGACCUUUUGAAUCAUAAAUAUGAAUUUUUAGCCAUAAUUGCUCUAUUAGGGCUAAAUUUAGGCGUAUUUGGCAAUUUCUUUCAAUACAUAAUUAAUGAAGGGUUGUCAUUAAAAAAUUAUUCAAAUAUAAGUCAUGAAUCUAUGAGAAAUGAAUUUGCCUUUGCAAAGAAUGCCUCCAUUUCAAAUGUUGCUCCUAUGGCACAUCUUCAUCCAAAAAAUUGCAGGAGUACUGUAUAUGGUGUUCAAAACUUUAUGGCACCAAAAAUUGUGGCUAAUAAGGCAAAAUUUGGACUCAAAAAAUAUAUGGCACCAAUUAAAUAUAAUUGA